Molecule: messenger RNA, 2014 nt
Organism: Ananas comosus (pineapple)
Lineage: Eukaryota; Viridiplantae; Streptophyta; Magnoliopsida; Poales; Bromeliaceae
Product: BTB/POZ domain and ankyrin repeat-containing protein NH5.1-like
Exons: 2
Coding region: 160-1659 (499 amino acids)
Biological process (GO): plant organ development
Molecular function (GO): protein binding
Source: RefSeq, a predicted model, not a curated record
CUCUCUCUCUCUCUCCCUUUAAAAAGGAAUUCCAUUAAAUCUUUUUCUUCUACUGAUACUUCUCUAUUCCCCAAGCCCUUUCAUAAAGCAUACCCAAUUAAACACUGCCUAGCUAUAUCUUGUGCUUAAUUUUCUAUAUUUAGUAAAAUUAAGCAUAAGAUGAGCUCGGAAGAGCCGGUAAAGUCGCUGUCCGUGGACUACCUUAACCUCCUGAUAAACGGCCAGGCCCUCGCCGAUGUCGCAUUUGCCGCGCGGAGCCACUUCUUCCGCAAGUUCUUCUGUGGUCUCGACCCGUCGCCGUGUCUAUUACUGGAUUCUUGUUACAACCAGCAGCAGCUCCUGCAGCCACUGUAUCAGCAAGGGGAGAUCAUCAGCUGCUCCUCCCCACCGCAGGUUAUCAGGGUGCGGUCCAUCCGGUACGACGUGUUCAUGCUUAUGUUGCAGUUUCUGUACAGCGGGCAGGCGACUUUCGCGGCACCGAAGAAUGCUGUGCUGCCAGGCUGCGGCCAGAGAGGGUGCCACCACACCUGCUGUACUGCCACCGUCGACUUCACACUCGACGUGCUCGCCACAGCCCGGUCAUUCGAGCUGGAUCAGCUGGCCUUGCUUGUUCAGAAGCAACUGCAAAGCAUGGUGGAGGACGCGUCCAUGGAGGAUGUGAUCAAGAUCCUCAUGGCCUCUCGUAAGCACGAGAUGCACGAUCUAUGGACUACGUGUUGCCAAAUCAUCGCCAGGUCACCCCUCUCUCUCGAGCACCUUCCCAUCACCACCACCACCCCCACCAAAUUUGAGCAACUUCGGGCCAGCUCCCCCUUCACGUACCCAACUCACCACCACCACCACCACCACCACUAUCUCCCCAUGAUCGCCUCCGCCUCGUCAUCCUCCUCCUCCGGCAUGGACCGCGACGACGACGAAGAAGAAGACCCGAAGAUCCGGCGCAUGCGGCGGGCCCUCGCGGUGUCAGACAUGGAGGCGAUCAAGCUGAUGGCGAUGUCAGAGGGGCUCGACCUCGACGCCGCCCUCGCUCUCCACUAUGCAGUCCGCCACUGCGGCCGGGACAUCGUCAAGGCCCUCCUCGAGCUCGGCGCCGUCGACGUCAACCGCCCUGCGGGGCCCUCGGGGAAGACACCUCUGCACAUCGCAGCCGAGAUGGCGUCGCCGGACAUGGUGUCGGUCCUCCUCGACCACCAUGCGGACCCGACCGUGCGGACGGCCGAUGGGAUGGCGCCGCUCGACGUCCUCCGCCACCUCACCUCCGAGCUCCUCUUCAAGGGGGCCGUGCUGGGGCUGGCACGUGUCGAGCCCAAUAAGCUCAGGCUUUGCCUCGAGCUGGUCCAGUCCGCCGUGGCAGUUCUCGCUCGAGAAGGUUCAGCUUCUGCUUCUGCUUCCGCUUCCGCUUCUGCUGCCACAGGAGAAGAGACUAGCGACGGUGGACACAAUCCUUUCAACAAUGCAAUCACCUAUCAAUCAAUGAGAGUAGGCGGCGACCACAACUGUGCUAGAAGUGAUAGUUAUCAUGGUUUAGAUAGCCUUAGCACGGACGCGAGGAUGGUAUACCUAAAUCUUGGUAUGGUGAGUGGUUCGACUAGUCCACAUUAUAUGAAUGACGAUGGAAAGAAGGGAAAUAAUAGCUAUUUUCCUCAAGGGUUCCCGUAGUGGCAAUAUGUUGGUUGAUCAUCCUCGAUCCCUUGCAACAAAUGAAAGUGCCACUCUUAAUUACUUGGUUUUAUGCCUCUAAUUCCUAGUAGGGUACGUAUAUCCAUGGUCGUGCCGAAACAAAUUGCGAUUAAGGAGAGGGAUAUAAGGAAAGAGAUGGUUUAGGAUGUUCGCGGCGGAGUAGUGUCAAUUGGAAUUGAGGUGGUGGGUUCUUCUUGUUAAUUGUGCGUGUUACUUAAUUGAGUUAUAUAUUUUGUAUUCAUUAAAAUGAUGUUCAUGUGGAGUAGCCUUUAAGCAUCCAGGCAUGGAGUGUAUGAAUUUUUAUUCUAUCACAUGAUGGCCAUCUUACCAAUUA